AUGACCCAGAUGGAUUUUUUCAAGAAAUUUAAGCUCUUGAAGGCUCAAGAGUCUACCCCUGGUGUUCUUGGGUGCUUUUUCUUUAGCCUCUGCGUAAUCCUUGCCCUUUUUCUACUGGAUUACAGAAUAUUGGCUGGCUUGCAGGGCCAGCUGUUUUCAGUGCCUUGGUUUAGGUCCAAUAGCUCUGCUCUGAAAUUAUCGAAAGUGGGUUUUCUUGAAAGGGGUGGUGGGUAUUGUGAUAUAUUUGAUGGGGAUUGGGUUUGGGAUGAAAAUUAUCCGCUUUACCAACCGCAGGAUUGCGUGUUCCUGGACGAGGGUUUUAGGUGCACUGAAAAUGGGAGGCCCGAUAAAUUCUACACCAAGUGGCGCUGGCAGCCUAAAGAUUGCCAUUUGCCCAGGUUUGAUGCAAAAAUUAUGCUCGAAAAUCUAAGAGACAAGCGGCUCGUGUUUGUGGGAGAUUCUAUCGGGCGAAACCAAUGGGAAUCUCUUCUUUGCAUGCUAUCUUCUGUCAUUACCAAUAAAACUUCAAUAUACGAAGUGAACGGGAAUCCUAUCACUAAACACACGGGCUCUCUGGUUUUCAAGUUCAGAGACUUUAACUGCACUGUCGAAUAUUAUCGAGCUCCAUUUCUUGUGUUGCAGAGCCGAGCGCCUGUUGGGGCUCCCAAGAGUGUGAAGAUGACUAUAAAGCUCGAUAAAAUGGACUGGAGCUCGGAUAAGUGGAAAACUGCGGAUUUGCUCGUUUUCAAUACAGGGCAUUGGUGGAAUCCAGAGAAGACGAUUAACGUGGGCUGUUAUUUCCAAGAAGGGGCAGACAUAAAGAUGAAGAUGAGUGUCGAAAAUGCCCUCCAGAGGUCAAUGAAGACUUUGACCGACUGGAUAAGCCGUGAAGUUAACUUGUCCAAGACUCAUUUGAUCUUCCGAGCUUAUGCUCCCGUACAUUUC
Molecule: messenger RNA, 945 nt
Organism: Striga asiatica
Lineage: Eukaryota; Viridiplantae; Streptophyta; Magnoliopsida; Lamiales; Orobanchaceae
Source: the annotation of a GenBank genome assembly